ACCCGGUUCGAUGUUCCUACUUUAGGGCAGCCUCGGAUAUCUCAAUACCGCCAUCCUGUUGUUGUAAAAUCGGCAUUUUUUUUAUGUUCGAACAAGACGUACCUUUCCAAAACCUGGAACGACAAGAUAAUACUUAAGAUCACGACAUAGCAAGUAUAGGAACUUUUAAAGUAUACGACUUUAAUUGCGACAUAUUUGGGACCAUUUUCCGGAGCCUGGAUGCUUUCAUAGCUGACAUUUCAUUCGGGAUUUAGACCGAAAAUAUUUUAUUAUCUUUGAGCAUUUUACAUACAACCACCAAACCUUUAAUUCCUGCAGGAAUAGGUUUACGAAGAAACAUUGUAGCCUACCCCGUCUAAACGGCACCAGUUCUAGAACCAGAACCAGUUCCAGAACCAAUUCUAGAACCAGAACCAGUUCCAGAACCAAUUCUAGAACCAGAACCAGUUCCAGAACCAGUUUCAGAGAUACAUCUCUUCAAUUUGGAUCAGUAAACAUGAUUGGACUGAAGUACAAUGUGUCUCUACCCAUGGCUGCAGGGGCCCUGUUAGUGGGCAUCCCCUACUCCAUCUCUCUCGUGGCCCAGUGGAUGUAUGGCUGGCCGAACAAGCCUGGCUAUAAAAAGUAUAUUGAGGCGCUGAAGCCAAGGAGGAUAUACUGUCUGACUAGAGCUGUGCUGGAGAUGCUGAAAUACUUCCAGUACGGAAAACUCUACUUCCAGUGGAAGUCCUGGUACAAGAAUGUAGAAAACCACAAGCAUUAUGAAAAGGGCAUCACGUUUGGUCGUCGUAGCAACCGGCUGGACUUGUACUAUUCUCCCACAGUGGCCCAGCCAGGCAGUGAGCAGGUGCCCGUGGUAGUGUUUAUAUACGGGGGAGGCUGGGGUUCAGGGGAGAGGUCCAUAUACUGUCUACUGGCCAUGCAGAUGGCUAAGGAGCUCAGCGCAACGGUGAUCUGUCCGGACUAUUCCACCUACCCGAAGGGUAAUGUUUUGUGUAUGGUUCAAGAUAUCGCCGACUGUCUCGUUUGGGCGAGGGAGAACGGCCAUAAGUUCAACUUUGACAAAGAUAACAUUGUGUUAAUCGGUCACUCCGCUGGGGCUCACCUAGCAGCUCUAACCGUGCUGUUCAUGGUCGAGGGACGAGACGAGCUCUUUAUAGAAGCCAAGAAGCAGACAGAGAUCACCAUGGCAAUCAGAGGAGUUACAGGUUUAAGUGGAGUGUACAACAUCGUGGACCACUACGAGCAUGAACAGAUGAGAGCUGUGGAGUAUGUCUCUACGAUGCACAAAGCCAUGAAUGGACUGGAGAACUUCCCUUAUUAUUCACCCACACACCUACUGAAGAAAUUCAGCGAGGAGCAACUGAAAAGAUUGCCACCUUUCUGCUUGCUGCACGGAACGCGUGACAUCAUAGUUCCGGUGGCAUCUUCCCAGCGGUUCUCUGAGCUGCUCACCUCCCUUUCGAUCAAGGUGUCCCUGUACCUCAUGCCUAAAAUGGACCACACCGAGAUUGUCACCGAUCUCAUGGCGACAGACAGGCACUUCUACAACACAGUGUACAGCUGCAUCAAACAGGAGUACAGCAAGUUCAUAGGUCAGGUCUGUCACUGCUGAGCGUUCUUCUAGACCGGUCUUCUGCACAACAAGGAAACUAACUUAACUUCAAUACAUUAUCCAUUCAAUCAUUCAUGAUGUGCCACAAUUCUUCGUUUACAUCUUUUUCAGUGCAUUAUUAUACCUUGAACUUACAGGAUUGAACCUUUUUGACUUAAAAACAUUUAGCAGUUUUAUCGCUCUGUUUUAAUCUCAGUAAUGAUUCCUCUUCUUCCUCUGGUGUUUUACUGUGUGAUUGAUGAUAGUUCCUGCGAUUGUAAACAGACUGAAUGAUAUUUAUGAUAGUUCCCUGAUCGUAAACAGACUGAAUGAUAUUUCUGAUAAUUCCCUGAUCAUAACAGACUGAAUGAUAUUUAUGAUAGUUCCCUGAUCGUAAACAGACUGAAUGAUAUUUCUGAUAAUUCCCUGAUCAUAACAGACUGAAUGAUAUUUAUGAUAGUUCCCUGAUCGUAAACAGACUGAGUGAUAUUUCUGAUAGUUCCCUGAUCGUAAACAGACUGAGUGAUAUUUCUGAUAGUUCCCUGAUCGUAAACAGACUGAGUGAUAUUUCUGAUAGUACCCUGAUCAUAACAGACUGAAUGAUAUUUCUGAUAAUUCCCUGAUCAUGACAGACUGAAUGAUAUUCAUGAUAAUUCCCUGAUCGUAAACAGACUGAAUGAUAUUUCUGAUAGUUCCCUGAUCGUAAACAGACUGAAUGAUAUUCAUGAUAGUACCCUGAUCAUAACAGACUGAAUGAUAUUUCUGAUAGUUCCCUGAUCGUAAACAGACUGAAUGAUAUUCAUGAUAGUUCCCUGAUCGUAAACAGACUGAAUGAUAUUCAUGGUAGUUCCCUGAUCAUAACAGACUGAAUGAUAUUCAUGAUAAUUCCCUGAUCAUAACAGACUGAAUGAUAUUCAUGAUAGUACCCUGAUCAUAACAGACUGAAUGAUAUUUAUGAUAAUUCCCUGAUCAUAACAGACUGAAUGAUAUUUCUGAUAGUUCCCUGAUCGUAAACAGACUGAAUGAUAUUCAUGAUAGUACCCUGAUCAUAACAGACUGAAUGAUAUUUCUGAUAGUUCCCUGAUCAUAACAGACUGAAUGAUAUUUCUGAUAAUUCCCUGAUCAUAACAGACUGAAUGAUGUUUCUGAUAAUUCCCUGAUCAUAACAGACUGAAUGAUAUUCAUGAUAAUUCCCUGAUCGUAAACAGACUGAAUGAUAUUUCUGAUAGUUCCCUGAUCGUAAACAGACUGAAUGAUAUUCAUGGUAGUUCCCUGAUCGUAAACAGACUGAAUGAUAUUCAUGAUAGUUCCCUGAUCGUAAACAGACUGAAUGAUAUUCAUGAUAGUUCCCUGAUCGUAAACAGACUGAAUGAUAUUCAUGAUAGUUCCCUGAUCGUAAACAGACUGAAUGAUAUUUCUGAUAGUUCCCUGAUCGUAAACAGACUGAAUGAUAUUCAUGGUAGUUCCCUGAUCGUAAACAGACUGAAUGAUAUUCAUGAUAGUUCCCUGAUCGUAAACAGACUGAAUGAUAUUCAUGGUAGUUCCCUGAUCAUAACAGACUGAAUGAUAUUCAUGAUAAUUCCCUGAUCAUAACAGACUGAAUGAUAUUCAUGAUAGUACCCUGAUCAUAACAGACUGAAUGAUAUUUAUGAUAAUUCCCUGAUCAUAACAGACUGAAUGAUAUUCAUGAUAAUUCCCUGAUCGUAAACAGACUGAAUGAUAUUUCUGAUAGUUCCCUGAUCGUAAACAGACUGAAUGAUAUUUCUGAUAGUUCCCUGAUCGUAAACAGACUGAAUGAUAUUCAUGAUAAUUCCCUGAUCGUAAACAGACUGAAUGAUAUUCAUGAUAAUUCCCUGAUCGUAAACAGACUGAAUGAUAUUUAUGAUAAUUCCCUGAUCGUAAACAGACUGAAUGAUAUUUUAAUAUAAUAGCUGCUGGAUCUGAUGAAGGAGAGAUACCAGGCAAACUAAACAUGCAUUUGACAUAUUUGACCUACAGUAAGUCUGGUGUAUGAGAAUAUUGGUUUAUCUAGGAUGCCUGUGAGCUAUCCUAGAGGGCCCAGUAUACAGUAUAUCCAGACUCAGCCUUUAUAGAAAUAUCGUUAUAUGACGUAUCCAUGAUUUCCAAUUCGGAGUCGUACUGUCAACGUCUACCGUCAACGUCUACCGUCAACGUCUACCGUCAACGUCCCAUCCAUUUUCAUGGACAGAAAAGUUUCAGAUGAGUUUAACUUUUUGAUUGGUCGAUGGAGACGUUGGCCAAUCAGACACACUCUGCACGGACCAAAAUAAAUCCCUUCUAAUUCUGUUUCCGUUCUCCACGGAUCAGUUUGGCCACGCCCUUAUAUAGCCAGUAUUAUGUGUACCAUGUGGAACCCUAAAUGGCACCCUAAUUCCCUACUUGGUGCACUACAUUUGAUCAGAGUCCUAUGGGCAGUGCACUACAUAGGGAAUAGGGUACGGUUGGGACAGAGACUGAUAGCAGUUCUAUUGUAUAUUUUCUACUGAUAACCUGCUGCAUUAAUAUGGUCAAACCAGGGCACAUCAAAUCAAAUCAAAUGUAUUUAUAUAGCCCUUCGUACAUCAGCUGAUAUCUCAAAGUGCUGUACAGAAACCCAGCCUAAAACCCCCAAACAGCAAGCAAUGCAGGUGUAGAAGCACGGUGGCUAGGAAAAACUCCCUAGAAAGGCAGGAACCUAGGAAGGACAUUACAUUAUCUUGUUUAUGGUCAACCCAGGAGAACAUUACAUUAUCUUGCUUAAUUAAAUGUUAGGACAUCAACUAUAUAGGACAUCUGAUUAAAAUGCAUUCAGUACAUUGUUCUACAGCGUUUGGGGUCAAUUCCAUUUCAAUUCAGGAAGUAAACCAUUCAAAAGGAUUGAUGGAAGGUCAUUGGAAUUUCAGGGUACUUCCUGGAUUGACCCAAAAAACCUUGUUACUGUAUUUAACAUGUUGAAUAUCUGCUGUUAAUAGUUAUGCAUAUUGAUUCAAUAAAAAAUAUUAACACGUGUAAAA
Oncorhynchus mykiss (rainbow trout) is the source of this 4608-nucleotide messenger RNA. RefSeq lists its product as uncharacterized. NCBI's taxonomy places the organism in Eukaryota, Metazoa, Chordata, Actinopteri, Salmoniformes, Salmonidae. Gene Ontology annotation, molecular function: arylformamidase activity. The record is from RefSeq and is a predicted model, not a curated record.